Messenger RNA from Lactuca virosa, 477 nucleotides. The record is from the annotation of a GenBank genome assembly. NCBI's taxonomy places the organism in Eukaryota, Viridiplantae, Streptophyta, Magnoliopsida, Asterales, Asteraceae.
AUGGCAUCCUCAUCUAUAGGUAUGUAUGUAUCUGUAGAUUUUCAUUACAAUGGAAUGUUUUCGCCAAAACCAUUAGUGUACUUAGACCCCGAAAGCUUGUGUGAGGGUAUUAGAAGAAUCGACAGUGAUGUUGAUUAUUGGGAGUUUGUGGAAAUUGUUUAUAGUCUUGAGAGUGAGUUAGAUGUGUGCAUUGACCACCAAACUGAACCAAUUCUUGAUUGGGCUGAUAACGAGUUGUUAGCAGAUGGUAAAGGGUAUGAGAUGGAUGAAGAGGAUGACAAGGAUUCUGAACUUUCAGAGACAAUGGAAUAUGAACGUGAAUGUGAUGAAGAGGUCCAUACUUUUGAUAAAACUGUUGGAGACCCAUUCUUGGGCAAACUUUCAAGACAUAUAAGUGAUGAGGAUGAAGAGGAAGCAAACACUGGAAAAUAUAAGGAUGUUGUGUUCCAUGUUCAUAAUAAGAAUCAAGAAUGGUAG